GCUCGUGCUUGGAGUUUGUGCCCUUUUUGUUUUGGUUUUUUGGAGAUUUUUGAAGAAAUCUUUGACUGAAGGCUGUUUUGGGAUUUUAUUGUGAAGGAUCAAUAUCCAUUAUUUUUUUAAAAAACUUUUGGAAAGAGCCAAUGGGAGCUAAGUUUACCAUCUGCUGCUGUCGCUACCUGAAACACAACCAAGAAGAGAGGAAUGCUAUUUUGCGGAUGCACAGCACUCCCAGACCACUUGAGCAGCUAUCCAGUGGGUCUAGUGACAGUGAGACAGAAGAGAAGAACAUAUUCGGACCACCACCUUCAAGAACGAGUCAGUGGAAAAACCAGCAAAGCCAGAGGAGCACCGCUGAUCAGCGGGCCAUCGCAGACAGAGCUGAAAACACUCCCAUCAGUCAGGGACUGGAUCGAGAGUUACAGGCUUUCAUCAGCAUGAGAGACCAGACUGACGAGGCUACGGAGGAAUGGGAGAAGUUGAAUUAUGACAUACAUACCUUGCGCUAUGCCAGACGAGAGGUCAGAGCUCGGUGGAAGAAAAUCCUGCUUCAGCUCGGUUACCAGUGUGAGGUGGACGCCUUGCUGUGUGUGAACAAACAGAGCCAAUUCAGUCGAGAUGAAGAACAUCUUAACAAAGCGACUGAACUGUUGAUGCAGCUGCUGGACCACACCUCUCUGUUCCCUCCUGGAACAGGACACCAGAAUCGAUACCUCUGUAUCAUGGACCGCCUGGUGUUGCUGGACAGCGCUGAGGACUUUGUCAGACUGGCCAAGGAAAAAUACCCCAAGAAAGAAGGCUGA
Molecule: messenger RNA, 800 nt
Organism: Neolamprologus brichardi
Lineage: Eukaryota; Metazoa; Chordata; Actinopteri; Cichliformes; Cichlidae
Source: RefSeq, a predicted model, not a curated record